Clonostachys byssicola is the source of this 846-nucleotide messenger RNA. NCBI's taxonomy places the organism in Eukaryota, Fungi, Ascomycota, Sordariomycetes, Hypocreales, Bionectriaceae. The record is from the annotation of a GenBank genome assembly.
AUGGAGCCCUUAGUAACGGAUCAUGUUCUCAUCAACAACACGAGAAUCGCCCAUGGCGUGCAUGGCCAAGGCGAACCAGUUAUCCUUCUCCAUGGCACGCCCUCUUCCUCCCUCAUCUGGCGUAAUGUUCUGCCUCAAUUAACCUCAAAUGGGUACCAAGUACAUCUAUUCGAUUUACUCGGCUACGGGCUUUCUGAGCGGCCAUGGGACCCAGCCAUCGACCCAUCCAUCUCAGGCCAGGUUACCAUUUUGGAGGGCCUGCUCAAGCACUGGGACCUGGAAACUGCCCAUUUCGUAGCCCACGACAUAGGUGGUGGUGUGGCCCAGAGAUUUGCCGUUUUCUCUCCCCAACGAGUGCGCUCACUGACACUCAUUGAUGUGGUGUCGUUUGACAGCUACCCUUCAAAGAGAACACGGGAACAGAUGCAGCGGGGCCUUGAAACUCUUAUCAAAUUGCCCGACCAAGAGCACCGAGCCCAUUUUAGGGAGUGGCUUCUGUCUGCUGUUCAUGACAAGGAAAAGUUUACUGGAUCGAGUCUGGACACAUAUCUGGACUACAUUUCCGGUCCUGUGGGCCAACCCAGUCUCUUUCAACACCAGAUUCGGCACUAUGAUCCUAAACACACGAUGGAGAUUGCAGAGAAGCUUCCAGAACUGGGCAAAUUACCAGUUCAAUUGAUAUGGGGUGCUCAAGAUGCAUGGCAAGUGACCGACUGGGCGCAUAAAUUGCACGAGGCAAUUCCAGGCUCGGAUCUGACCAUCUUGGAGGAUUGUGGGCAUUUCUCGCCGGAGGACCAGCCUGAGAAGAUAUCACAAUUGACCCUAGCAUUUUUGAAGAGGGGAUAG